UCAUCACAAAUUUUCCACGUUAUCACCAAUCCCACCGUUAGAUUCUCUUCUUUUUCUCGAUCUAACCGUCAGCUCUUUCAAAAGUCAUUUCCGUAAAAGUCCUUUUCCAAACCUCGCUUCCUUCAUUUCAUCUCACUCUCCAUUCUCACCGCAUCAACUUUCAACAAACUAAGCUGUGUUUGGAUAUCACUUAAAAAAAACCAUUCAAAUGCAGUGAGAGAAGAGAAAGAAAUCGAUUAUUGAUGGCUUUUCACGACCAUCUCCAACAGGAAAUAGCGUUCCAGCGAUUCACGGAGGAAGAAGACGAAGAUAGAGUACCAUGGAUGAGCAACAGCGUAAACGCGCGUCAACAGAAUUUCAUGCACUUGGAACCGGAGAGGAGAGAGAAAAGCAUGGAUCGGAACCGGAGCGAGAGCAAUUGCGAAAGAGAAGAGUUAAGCGAAUACAAAGCGGAGAUAUUAGGUCAUCCACUUUACGAUCAGUUGUUAUCGGCUCAUGUUUCGUGUCUCCGAAUCGCAACUCCGGUGGACCAGCUUCCGAGAAUCGAUGCUCAGCUUCAACAAUCGCAGCGCGUUCUUCACAAAUACUCUUCCAUUGGAAUUGGAAACAUGGAUCCCAAGGAGCUUGAUCACUUUAUGACGCAUUAUGUUCUUUUGCUGUGCGCUUUCAAAGAACAGCUGCAACAACAUGUCCGCGUUCAUGCCAUGGAGGCAGUGAUGGCUUGUUGGGAUCUUGAGCAAUCUCUGCAAAGCUUGACAGGUGUAUCUUCGGGUGAAGGAACGGGAGCAACCAUGUCAGACGAUGAAGAUGAGCAGACAGAAAGUAAUGCCAAGUUGUACAACGAAGGAAGCAGCCUUGAUGGCAUUGAUACUCUUGGAUUUGGUCCUCUUGUCCCCACUGAGACUGAAAGGUCUCUGAUGGAGCGUGUUAGGCUUGAACUCAAGCAUGAGCUAAAACAGGGUUACAAGGAGAAAAUUGUUGAUGUAAGAGAAGAAAUUCUACGAAAGAGAAGAGCUGGGAAGCUCCCUGGAGACACCACGUCACUUCUGAAAGCUUGGUGGCAAUCACAUUCUAAAUGGCCCUAUCCUACUGAGGAAGACAAAGCUAGACUAGUGCAGGAAACAGGCUUGCAAUUAAAGCAGAUAAACAAUUGGUUCAUCAAUCAAAGGAAAAGGAAUUGGCAUGCUAACUCUUCAUCCUCUAGUAACUCCAAAACCAAGCGCAAGAGUGCAGGCGAUACCAGUAAUCAGAGCUUCAUGUGAAUAAUAUAUUCACAUACUUUACAUUUGAGCAAAGAAACUAUCGGUUUUCUUCUUCAUUUCAUGUUAUCCCUACGUAAUCGUGGACGUGAAAUUGAAGUAACAGAAUCUGGAGUAGAAAGGAAAUUUGUGUUGAAAUCGUUGUAAAGAAAUAGUGUUUGUUUAAGAAAAAUGCUACUGAGUGCUAUUAAAUAUAUAUUGGUUAAAAUAAAAAAAUAUAGAAAUAUGUGUUGAAAAAUGAUGUGUUCAAUUUUUAAAAAAUUUAAAAUUAUUUUUAUUAUAA
Molecule: messenger RNA, 1542 nt
Organism: Lathyrus oleraceus (garden pea)
Lineage: Eukaryota; Viridiplantae; Streptophyta; Magnoliopsida; Fabales; Fabaceae
Product: homeobox protein knotted-1-like 4
Exons: 6
Coding region: 243-1262 (339 amino acids)
Biological process (GO): regulation of DNA-templated transcription
Cellular component (GO): nucleus
Molecular function (GO): DNA binding
Source: RefSeq, a predicted model, not a curated record